UAACUCAUAUAAUACAUGAAUCUUACACUUAGUUUAGACAUUUAUAUUAUCCCUGAUGUUCUACCUCUCCUAAUAGGAAGACGUAAGGCUAAUUUCCCGGAAGCGUUGUACAAAAAUAAAGCCCAUAUAUCCCUUUCUCACCAUGGUUGAAAACUUGAAAGUCGAUAAAUGGAAUAUUGGGCUGAUCUUUCUUUUUCUUAAAUUUUUGUGUCCAGAGAGUAGUUACACACGAUUGGAAAUGACAAAUUAUUCUUACAUUAUAGAUACUAGAUAUUUGAACCAAAGUUAAUCAUCAUAUACCCGAAUUUAUUAACCAGGAACCGGCCAUCAAAUAUAUAUAUCACUACUGGAAAAAGGUUAAUACAAUACACCAUAAUAUAAUACGGAUAUAAUAAAACCCGUACUAGAAAGGGAUGUAUGUUUCUAAUUAAAGGCGUAUUAUAUAUACACUUAAAUCAGGGGAGACUUGUCUACAGUAGCUCUUCCAUUCACCUUCCGCCAUCUGCUGAUUCUUCGACCCUUCCGAGUGUCUCCCACCGCGGUCGACUUCCAAUCAAAGACGACCGUUUUUCCCCAUCACCAUCUAUCUUCCAAAUUACUAGAUUAACCUCACCAUCUUUAUUCUUUACAGUUUAGAGCCAAAACCCUGUCACCACCACCGCCCUAUACGUUGCUGCUCUCCGAUUAUAGGAUAUCUUGCCAACUGCGAAGCCUCCACAAACGCAACCCCGACUCCAUUAUCGUCUACUUCUUCCCAACACCCAUUCUUUGGUUAAGCCCUAAAUACAUUCCACCGCUUAUUGCUUCGUCUUCCUCCUUAAUCAAAUUGAGAGCCGCUAGUGUCGUAGAAAGACAAUCCUACACCGCCUGUGUCAUCAAACUCAGAGCCGCUGGUGUCGUAGAAAGAGAAUCCACCACCUCCAGGUCGCCACCUUUAAAGGCUUCCGGUUCGUCUUCGUCGCCAAUUCAGAAUCGUGUUCUUAGGUCACUCGAAAAGCACUCAUGGUCGAUGAAAUCAAAAUGUGAAAUCAUGUUCUUAAGUCACUGGAAAAGCACUCAUGCUCGAUGAAAUCAUCAAUUACGUUCAGUCACUACAAGGUCAAGUUGAGUUGCUUCCAAUUUCCAUCAAUGGCAUCUCAAGCCGACUCAUCUAUGCAAGCCAUCUGUUAUCACCGUGGCUCACUUCAGCUACUUGAUCAGAGAAAACUUCCUCUUGAUACAAUCUAUUUGGAGAUUCGAGAUGCUGCUGAAGUGUAGUGUUUCCUCAGAACUUUUUCUUGAUUUGUUCUAUUGUUUCACAGUCGUCCAACAGCUGUGAAUCUUUCAGAUGUUGCAACUAAACUUAAAAAGAUUGUAACAAACUCUGUUGCAACUGCUACAGAUGCUAACCAAGUGUUCCUUGCUUACAUUGAAGCUGCUGAAGUAAUGCUGGAAGAUGAUGUUGCCUCCAAUAAAGCAAUCAGGUCAUAUGGAUCUUCUUUCAUUCAAAUUUAACAAAAGGAAUCUAAGAAAUUUUCUGUUUUGACACAUUAUAAUACUGGUAGUCUUGCAACAUUUGGAUUUGGAACAGCUCUUGGAGUAAUCCGUGCACUACAUGUUGAUGAAGUACUAGAAAGAGCUUAUUGUACAGAAACCCGUCCAUUUAACCAAGGAUCAAGAUUGACAGCUUAUGAAUUAGUUCAUGACAAAAUACCCGCGACUCUUAUAGCAAAUUCUGCAGCUGCUGCUUUAAUGAAAACUAGAUCUAUCCAUUAUGUCAUUGUUGGAGCUUAUCGUGUUACUGCUAAUGGUGACACUGCGAACAAGAUUGGAACAUAUAGCCUAGCGUUAUCUGCUAAACAUCAUGGUGUUCAAUUUUACGUUGCGGCCCCCUUGACUUCAGUUGACUUGUCAUUAUCUUCCGGGAAUGAAAUUGUUAUAGAAGAAAGAUUGCCAAAGGAGUUACUUAACACAUGUGGUGGUAUGGGAGAACAAGUUGCAACUUCUGAGAUUUGUAUUUGGAAUCCAGCUUUUGAUGUUACACCAACUAAUUUAAUAUCUGGUAUCAUAACUGAAAAGGUAUUCUUCAAUCGAUGUGGGAAUGAUUUUUUUGACAUUAAAGGUUUUGUACACAAGAGUAUGAGCAACUAAUGUCUAAGGAUACGCUAGGGUUUUUAGAUUACUAUUGUUAUGAGUUUGCAAUGUAUUGAAUAAAUCAUAGAAAGCUCUAAAUAAUAGGCUUCUCUGUUAGAGGUGUGUGACAACAUUUUUCCAUUAAAAACUAUAAAUUUGGUCAAAAUAAAAGAUAGUUAGGAUGUGCUUUUUGUUGGUAGUAGUGAAUGGAUCAUGGAUGGGUGAGUUCUUUAUACGUAUAUAGGGUAGUUUUAAAUUAGUUUGUAAGAAUAGGGAUUUUUAAGAAAUUAGGUCCAAUGAACACAAAAUUAGUUUUUAAAAUGUUAGGGUUUAAUGUUGUUUGUUUUACCUUCAAUGAAAUCAGGUUUUUGUUCUUCCCUAGGAUCAUGAUUUUGGUGAAGUGACCGAAUUUCAGCAAAGCUUUCUUAGUUCAAUUUGCUAUGAAUUUUAUGGAUAUACUCUCUAUGUCCGAUAAGUAAAUAAGGAACAUGUUUCUAAACAUUAUUUCAUUACUUCUAUUCAGACAAGUUCAUUUACGUGUUACAUGCUUCUUGUUUCAUUCUGAAUUUUGUGAAU
Molecule: messenger RNA, 2688 nt
Organism: Lactuca sativa (garden lettuce)
Lineage: Eukaryota; Viridiplantae; Streptophyta; Magnoliopsida; Asterales; Asteraceae
Source: RefSeq, a predicted model, not a curated record